Messenger RNA from Dama dama (fallow deer), 2841 nucleotides. RefSeq names its product protection of telomeres 1 (gene POT1). Gene Ontology annotation, cellular component: nuclear telomere cap complex; chromosome, telomeric region. Lineage: Eukaryota; Metazoa; Chordata; Mammalia; Artiodactyla; Cervidae. Gene Ontology annotation, biological process: telomere capping; regulation of telomere maintenance via telomerase. The record is from RefSeq and is a predicted model, not a curated record. Gene Ontology annotation, molecular function: telomerase inhibitor activity; G-rich strand telomeric DNA binding. The coding region runs from base 148 to 2565 and encodes 805 amino acids. The transcript has 22 exons.
UUCCUGGUUUCUCUUAAGAGAGUGGGUCAGUCAAUUUCCAAGUAAGUUUGGAGAUCUUGACGUGGUUGCCAGGAUUACGGAAUAAUUCACCGGUCCUUCUCCCCCAACAAGUGAUGACUAACUAGAAAGGAAAAGCAAACAUCUGAUAUGCCACUUGAAUUAAUAAAAGAAGUCAACGGAGUGCCUGAAGUUGAUCUGCUAAAUAAAUUACACAAAGUCGAUAUCAGAUCCCUACAGCCAGGUUGUGAUUAUGACAAGAAAUAUAUCCAGGGAAAACUCUCACUUAUCUCUUCUUUAAUUUGUGGUGAAAACAGAAGAGCUAUUUUAAAGAUUGGACUUCAAGAACAAGAUAAUUCGAGUUCAGAGAUCAGCAAGAUCAAUAUAUUAUUUUUUGGAAGCUUAGCAAAGGACUGUGCCAAAGUUUUCUAUGAAGGGGACACCAUUGCAGUGGCUGGAUUUGUUGUUUUGUCAGCAUCUUCAUCUCCAAGCAGAGAUGGUAAACAUUGCUUAUUUUUGAAAGCAUCUGAGAACUUCAAAUCAACUGUUUAUGUUUAUGUUAAAUCCGUAAGAGAUUGUUCUACAGAAUCAAUGUCUUUGGCUCCAGCCACACAUUAUGUAUAUACACCCCUGAAUCAACUUAAAGGUGGCAUGAUUGUGAACGUCUAUGGUGUCGUGAAGUUCUUUAAACCUCCGUACCUAAGCAGAGGAACUGAUUAUUGUUCAGUUGUAACAAUUGUGGACCAGACAAAUGUAAAACUAACCUGCCUGUUCUUUAGUGGAAAUUAUGAAGCCCUUCCAAUGAUUUAUAAAAAUGGAGAUAUCGUUCGCUUUCACAGGCUGAAGAUCCAAGUAUAUAAAAAGGAGACUCAAGGUAUCACCAGCUCUGGCUUUGCAUCUUUGACAUUUGAGGGAACUUUGGGGGCUCCUAUCAUUCCUCGUACUGCAAGCAAGUGUUUUAACUUCACUGCUGAGGACCAGAAAAUGGUAGAAGCUUUACGUAUUUGGGCAUCAACUCAUAUUUCACCUUCUUCAAUAUUAGUCAAAUUGUGUGAUGUCCAGCCAAUGCAGUAUUUUGACCUGACUUGCCAGCUCUUGGGCAAAGCCGAAGUGGAUGGAGCAUCAUUUCUUCUAAAGGUAUGGGAUGGCACCAGGACCCCAUUCCCAUCUUGGAGAGUCUUAAUACAAGACGUUGCUCUUGAAGGUGAUUUAAGUCGCAUCCAUCAGCUGCAGAAUCUGACAGUAGACAUUUUAGUCUAUGAUAACCAUGUUCAAGUGGCUAAAUCUCUAAAGGUCUUUCUGUUCCUCUCCAGUCCAAGUCCUGAACAGUACCUACCAAGUGCUUUCCAUAUUGUUGGAAGCUUCCUUAGAAUUUAUAGCCUCCAUACCAAACUUCAGUCAGUCAGUUCAGAGAACCUAGCAACGUCUUUAGCCCUAGAAUUUCAUCUCCAUGGAGGCACAAGUUAUGGUCGGGGAAUCAGAGUCUUGCCUGAAAAUAACUCCGAUGUGGAUCAGCUGAAAAAGAUUUUAGAAUCUGCACAUUUGCCCCCCAACCAGAGUUUUGUCGGUGUAUGUCAAUCAGAGCAAGAGGACAGCUUUUCAAACAUUUCAAGCUCUGGAUCAGUAUCACUAUAUGAAGUCGAAAGAUGUCAACAACUCUCAGCUACAAUACUUACAGAUCAUCAAUAUUUGGAGAAAACCCCACUGUGUGCUAUUUUGAAGCAAAACGCUCCUCAACAAUAUCGUAUCCGAGCAAAACUGAGAUCAUAUAAGCCCAAAAGACUCUUUCAGUCUGUCAAACUUUAUUGUCCUAAGUGUCACUUACUGCAAGAAGUGCCACAUGAGAUUGAUUUGGAUAAGAUUUUCCAAGAGGGUGCAAGCACAACCCCAGAUACAAAGCUACAAAAUACAUCCUUAUAUAAUUCGAAGGUCUGGACCACUAAAGAUCAAGGAGAACGAAAAGUAGCUAUUCAUUUUGUGAAAAAUAAUGGUAUUCUUCCACUUUCAAAUGACUGUCUAAUUUUGAUAGAAGGAGGUACACUCAGUGAAAUCUGCAAACUCUCAGACAAGUUUCAUAGUGUAAUUCCUGUAAGAUCUGGCCAUGAAGACCUGGAAGUCCUUGACCUUUCAGCUCCAUUUCUUAUACAAGGAAAAAUACAUCACUAUGGAUGUAAACACUGCUCUAGUUUGAGACCAAUAAAAAAUCUAAAUUCCCUGGUUAAUAAAACAUCGUGGAUUCCUUCUUCUGUGGCAGAAGCACUGGGCAUUGUUCCCCUCCGACAAGUGUUUGUGAUGACAUUUACUCUUGAUGAUGGAACGGGAGUAUUGGAAGCUUACCUCAUGGAUUCUGAAAAUUUCUUCCAGAUUCCAGCAUCAGAAGUCUUAAACAAUGAUAACCUUCAGCAUAACAUGGAAAUGAUCAUGGAUAUGUUUUGUCCCCCAGGAGCAAAAAUUGAUGCGUAUCCAUGGCUGGAAUUCUUCAUCAGGUCAUAUAAUGUCACAAGUGGAAAGGAGCAGCAGAUAUGCUAUCAGAUUUUUGAUACUACAAUUGCAGAUGAUGUUAUCUAAUUUUGACAUUCAGCUUAGAGCAUAUGAAAUAUUGUACUUUUAGAAAACAUUACCAUUUUCUAUGAGAUUGCUAUAAAACACAUGAAAUAUCUAAUUCUGUAGUUUAUUUUCCAUUUUAGCCAGUUGUUUUUUUGUUUUUUUGACCAAUAGGCAUUGUGUUAUCUUAAUGCCUUCUUGUAAGUUCAAAAUGUUCCUGUUGCUCAGAAUCUCCAAUAUGAUAGCUGUGAGGGGUAUAAAAGAGAAACAUCAAAUAAAUAAGGACUAUGUUUUCACUUA